This is a messenger RNA of Oncorhynchus keta (chum salmon), 1974 nucleotides long. RefSeq names its product SKI family transcriptional corepressor 2 (gene skor2). NCBI's taxonomy places the organism in Eukaryota, Metazoa, Chordata, Actinopteri, Salmoniformes, Salmonidae. The annotation marks the transcript as partial. Gene Ontology annotation, molecular function: DNA-binding transcription factor activity, RNA polymerase II-specific; SMAD binding; RNA polymerase II cis-regulatory region sequence-specific DNA binding. Gene Ontology annotation, biological process: negative regulation of BMP signaling pathway; negative regulation of transcription by RNA polymerase II. The record is from RefSeq and is a predicted model, not a curated record. Gene Ontology annotation, cellular component: transcription regulator complex; nucleus. The transcript has 3 exons.
UCUCCUCCUCCUCCUCCUCCUCCUCUCCUCAUCUCAUCCCCCCCCAGCUCGUUCCAGCAGGAGCCCCUGACCCCCCCCAGACCCCCCCACUCCUCCCUGAAGCCCAACCAGGUGGGUCAAGUGGUUCUGUAUGGUGUACCCAUCGUGUCCUUGGUGAUCGACCAUCAGGAGCGGUUGUGUCUGGCCCAGAUCUCCAACACUUUGCUGAAGAACUACAGCUAUAACGAGAUCCACAACCGGCGCGUGGCGCUGGGUAUCACCUGUGUUCAGUGCACCCCUGUCCAACUGGAGAUCCUGAGGCGAGCUGGCGCCAUGCCCAUCUCCUCCCGCCGCUGUGGCAUGAUCACCAAGCGAGAGGCGGAGCGGCUGUGUAAGUCCUUCCUGGGGAGAACAACCCCCAAACUGCCUGACAACUUCGCCUUUGAUGUGUCACACGAGUGUGCCUGGGGUAGUCGUGGUAACUUCAUCCCAGCGCGCUACAACAGCAGCAGAGCCAAGUGCAUCAAGUGUUCCUACUGCAGCAUGUACUUCUCUCCUAACAAGUUCAUCUUCCACUCUCACCGUACUCCUGAAGCCAAGUACAUCCAGCCGGACGCUGCUAACUUCAACUCCUGGAGACGCCACCUGAAGCUGUCAGAUAAAACCCCUCCUGAUGACCUGGCGUUUGCCUGGGAGGACGUGAAGGCCAUGUUUAAUGGUGGCAGCAGGAAGCGGUGUCUACCCUCAUCUCACUGCUCCGCCAUGGGGCCGGGGAAGGUUGUGAACUCUGGUCUGCCCCACAUGAUGACCCCUGACCUGGUCCAGAAGAGGAGCCGCUUCGAGGAGGAGGAGGACCUGGAUGGAAGCAGCCUGUCUCCCCGUAAGAACACUCGCAGCUACCCGGUGAUCCCUGUGCCCAGUAAAGGGUUCGGCAUGCUGCAGAAGUUCCCCCCUACCUCCCUGUUCCCCAACCCUUACUCCUUCCCAGCCUUCAGCCUCUGUCAUCAGAAGAAAGAUGACAGUGAGGUGGCUGGAGGACAGAAGAACACUGGUCUAUCAGGUCUGCUGUGGCCCGGUCGUAAAGACACCUUCUAUCCUCCAUUCUGCAUGUUCUGGCCCCCUAGGACUGCUGGGGGCCUCCCAGUGCCCACCUACCUGCAGCCACAGCGCUCCGUCAACACUCUGUCCUCAUUGGCCGAGAGCCCCUCCCUCAGGCAGGCCUUCCUCGACCUAUCAGAGCCCCCACACCCAGGGGCGGGGCCAGGCAUAAGAGCCACACCCAGGUCAGGUCUGUUUGACCUUGACUCCUCCACCCUGACCUCUGACUUGCACCCUGUGACCUCAGAGGGCUGGCUGAAGGUGUUGGACACCCCGUCUCUCCAGGCUAGGAAAGCCUACUACCACUCAGCCUUCCGACCCGUCGUCAAAGAUGCAGAAAGCAUCGCCAAGCUCCAUGGCAACCUGGAUGAGUUUGGGUCAGAGCUCCACCUGUCCCCCGGGACCAGCUGCAGCUACGCCUCUGAGAGCGGAGGAGAGGGGGAAGAAGAGCGAGAAGAGAGUGAGGAGGAAGGAGAGGUGGAUGUAGAGACCAAGCAGGAUGAGGAAGAGGAACAUUUCAAAAGACCAACCCCACCACAGACACACAGCGGCCUGCACCUCCGAGGGCAAAGUGAAGGAUCAGGACUAUGGGAGAGAAGAGAGAAAGAGGCUGUCACCUUCCCCUGCAGCCCUGCAGAUCACAGCCAGGACCAGAGCACUACAAGCCUGCCUGCCUCUCAUUCUGCUCCCCCUGCCAGCCUCACACUCUCUCUCCCCAGCCCCACACACACCCCGCUGCAACUGGAGGACCAGUCCUACAAACAUGUAAAAACUCAUAAAAGCAGAGACCAUGGACUGCCUGUUUAUGCAACCAAAGAAAACUCCAAAACAGCUGGUACGCAGUGUUACCUAGGUGUUACCGAGGUGUUACCGAGGUGUUACCUAGGUGUUACCUAG